GCGAUACAAGGCAACGAUACAGAAAACGAUACAGCGAAUUUCAGUCUUCCUCCCCCAGGCCUUUAGUACAAAAAUUUAGACAUCUCUAAUUUUUCGUGUAGGGUUUUGACAGCUGCCUCAAUUUUGUUUUCCUCGAAAAAUUUCGGUCGGCACAUUUUUCGAUGGUUUUUUGGCACAAAAAUAUUUACCCGCAUAAUUAAAAACAGUUGGGGAUAUAGUACUAACUAUUAACUUAAUAUAUUGGUAGCAGUACCAGUAUGAAAUAUCUUCCAAGUAUCAUUUCAUUAUACAUGUUCAAAAUUUUAUUACCUCAAUAAAUUAUGACAGGAUCGUAUCAGUGACAGUGACAAUAUGAUAUAUGAUUUACUUAAAGAUGUCGGAAACACCAAUCGAGUGAGCUGCACUAAUUGUUUCACUCUGGAGGCUGAAAAUAAGAAGCUUAAGGAGCAAUUAAAGAUCAGUAAGCGGAAGCUGCAGAGGGUGCAGGGGGAAAAAUUGUCCUCGGACGAGCACGCACUACGAUUGUCGAAAGAACUCCAAUUGAUGAAGGACAAAAAUAAGUUUCCUGAGGCUUCUUUUUCCGAGCAAGAAGGAAUUCCGAUGACCGUAGCAGAUUUGGAUGAACUGAAUGGCCGCGCGACAACAGACAGCAUGUUUGCUGGGUUGCUCGCUGUUCGCUUGGUCGGUGCAGAUAACCUGCCAAAGAUGAGCGUAACCGGUCAGGCGUGCCAUCGGUACGCCAAUAUGAAAAAAGAAGACGGAACUCGUUUGUACCCAACCCCAAAAAAACUGGACCCCAACGUGUUGCAGUUUAUCUGUAACAAAAUCGCAGAACGUACUGCCAUCCGUGUUGGUUUACAAAACGUACUUACAAUUCGGCAAUAUCAGAAAUAAAAAAUAAAAACAUCAACAUUUUAAUUUUUUAAUUUAAUUUUAUUUUUUGUGGGAAAGAAUUGGAACUAUAUUGGUUAUGGUACAGGGAAGCUCUUUUUAAAAAUAUUUUACAAUAUGCGGAACGUAUGAUUGAGCGUUAUUUUUACUAAAAACUACUAUAAGCAAACUAUAUCCAUUGAAGUUGAUGAAAUCUAUGAUUUUGUAUUCCAACGUAGCUAGAACAUUCAGGUAGAUUGUUUUGCUCGCCAAAAGUGGAUGAUAUUUUAACCGUAUCCAAUAAUGUAGCAUGAAAUAUUUGUUCGAAAAAAUCGCUCUUUUUGAAUGGUAAACAUGCUUAACAGCCCUUUCCCCAUAUGGUACUUUAACAGAUAAUCAUAAUACAGAUUGUUAAUAUGGUCUGUGUUAUUGUACAUAUACUGUUC
Molecule: messenger RNA, 1316 nt
Organism: Uranotaenia lowii
Lineage: Eukaryota; Metazoa; Arthropoda; Insecta; Diptera; Culicidae
Exons: 4
Coding region: 352-894 (180 amino acids)
Molecular function (GO): DNA binding
Source: RefSeq, a predicted model, not a curated record